CCUGCCUCGCAGCUGAAAUGCCUCGUCGAAGCCGUCACGACCCAGUCCAACUGCUCCAGCGCCGACCCUGCCUGUGCCUGCGCCAGCCAGCCCGUCCAGGCUCGCGCGAGCGCCUGCGUCCAUGAUGCAUGCACCAUCCCGGAGGCGCUCAGGACCCUGAAGCUGACCAACUCGCUGUGCGGUGUCACUUCGGAGCAGCAGCGGUCCCACACCAUCAUUGUCUACGUCUUCAUCGUCAUCACCGCCCUCCUGGUUAUCCUGCGCUUCGCCGCCAGGCUGAGAACCCGCAACCCGCUGUGGUGGGACGACUAUUUCGCGCUGGGUGCGUUUUUUAUCGCCGGUGCUUUCACGGCGGUGUGCGGCGCGUUCGACCGCUUUGGGGUUGGGCUUGAUCUGUGGGCGGUGCCGGAGGAGAACCUGGUGCCCAUCUUCAAGGUAACGUGUCGUAUAGUAUUCGGCCUUUUCCUCCGCGUAGACACACCAAUGCUAACCCGGCGCCGUGUCUCAGCUUUUCUGGUCGGCCCUCCUCUUCUACGCCGUAUUGCGAACUCUGGUCCGCGUCUCCAUCUGCAUGUUCCUGAGGCGCGGCCGCACAUCAUGCUCGGCCUGGUGCUCAACGUGGUCCUCAGCGUCACCUUCACCUUCUGCAUCAUCUUCCAGUGCACCCCCGUCUCCAACUUCUGGACCGGCUGGGGCGGCCGGCUCGAGGGCGGCCACUGCAUCGACCAGUGGGCCGUAUUCGUCACCGCCGGCGUCCUCACCACCCUGCUCGACAUCUACGCCAUCGUACUGCCCCUCCGCUGGGUGCUGCCGCUGCAGCUCUCCCGCGCGAAGAAGGCGAUGACCACCGCCAUGCUUUCGCUCGGCGUCUUCGUCCUCAUCACCAGCGUGAUGCGCAUCGCCGCGCUCUACCGCUUCACGCACGACGCCAACGCCACCCGCAACCUGCCCGACAUGGUCAUCUGGGGCGGCCUCGAGCUCGACGUGGCCAUCAUCUGCGCGUGCAUACCCAGCCUCGCGCCGCUGCUG
Molecule: messenger RNA, 1029 nt
Organism: Parathielavia appendiculata
Lineage: Eukaryota; Fungi; Ascomycota; Sordariomycetes; Sordariales; Chaetomiaceae
Exons: 3
Source: RefSeq, a predicted model, not a curated record